Messenger RNA from Andrographis paniculata, 1420 nucleotides. Its product is annotated as alpha-galactosidase 1-like. The record is from RefSeq and is a predicted model, not a curated record. NCBI's taxonomy places the organism in Eukaryota, Viridiplantae, Streptophyta, Magnoliopsida, Lamiales, Acanthaceae. The coding region runs from base 131 to 1333 and encodes 400 amino acids. Gene Ontology annotation, molecular function: hydrolase activity, hydrolyzing O-glycosyl compounds. The transcript is spliced from 15 exons. Gene Ontology annotation, biological process: carbohydrate metabolic process.
CGCUGCAUUUCCACUAAAGGGCAGUGAGUCAGUGACCCGUCGUCCCCAUUCGACUCUUUAACAACGCCAAAAUCACCAGAAAAACUGCGAGCAUUGUCUGGAUUUGGGAGUGGGACUGAUUUAGGGCAACAUGGGGGCUCCAUUAUCGCCAUUGCUGGUGUUCUUGCUGCUCAUUUCGAGCACCUUUGGUCGGACAUUUCAUGGUUCCGACACGUUCAGCAGACGCAGCUUGCUCGGAAAUGGCCUCGCAGUCACUCCUCAAAUGGGGUGGAAUAGUUGGAAUCACUUUGGCUGCAAUAUUGAUGAAAAAAUCAUAAAAGAAACAGCCGAUGCUAUCGUCGCAACAGGUCUAUCGAAGCUCGGUUACGAAUACGUCAACAUUGAUGAUUGUUGGGCUGAACCUAACCGCGACGAAAAGGGCUCUUUUGUUGCUAAGAAAUCGACGUUUCCAUCCGGGAUUAAGGCUGUGGCUGACUAUGUUCACAAAAAGGGGCUUAAGCUUGGAAUUUACUCGGAUGCUGGCUUUUACACUUGUAGCAAAAAGAUGCCCGGCUCACUUGGGCACGAGGAGCACGAUGCCAAAACUUUUGCCGAAUGGGGCAUUGAUUAUUUGAAGUACGACAACUGCAACACCGAUGGAUCGAAACCGACUCUUAGGUAUCCGGUGAUGACUCGAGCUUUGAUGAAAGCCGGUCGACCCAUCUUUUUCUCGUUGUGUGAAUGGGGAGAUAUGCACCCGGCUACGUGGGGAUUUCCUGUAGGGAACAGCUGGAGAACAACCAACGACAUUUCGGAUAAUUGGGACAGCAUGGUCUCGAGAAUAGAUCAGAAUGAUGUCUUUGCUGAUUACGCGAGGCCCGGUGGCUGGAACGAUCCCGAUAUGCUUGAGGUCGGGAACGGGGGAAUGACUCGUGACGAGUACGUUGCACAUUUUAGCUUGUGGGCUCUAUCCAAGGCCCCUCUUAUAGUCGGGUGCGAUGUGAGGAACAUGACGAAGGAAACGAAGGACAUUAUCAUGAAUAAAGAAGUGAUCGAAGUGAACCAGGACAAACUGGGCGUUCAAGCGAAGAAGGUUAGAAUGGAGGGCGAUCUCGAGGUAUGGGCAGGGCCACUUUCCGGGUACAGAGUGGUGGUGCUGCUCUUCAACCGGGCAGCGCUCGUCCGCAACCCGAUCACUGCUUACUGGGACGACAUUGGAAUCCCUCCGAAGAGCACGGUAGUCGCGAGAGAUCUCUGGGAGCACAAGACAUUGGAGCAGAAAUUUACGGGGAACAUUACGGCGACGCUUGCGCCGCAUUCCUGCAAGAUGUACAUUCUAAAACCAGUUUCUUGAAGGGUGGAUGGAUGGGAUUGAUAUUGAAUUAUGGUGAUAACUGAUAAUGAAAUCAAUAAAUGAAACAAUUUUGUUGGUUUUUGCUAA